AUGCUUGCAGUACACUUUGUCAUUCUCACCAUCUUGAUUCUAUCUGCAGUUCAGCGUUCUGCCAUCACCACAAGUGAAUGUUCCACUUGGGGUAACUUCCACUUUCAGACAUUUGACGGUGCAAAAUUUGACUUUCCUGGAAAUUGCCAUUAUGUUUUUGCCUCACACUGCAAAGACAAUUACCAGGACUUCAAUAUCCAAAUAAUGAGGAGCAUCAAGAAGAAGACUGCCAUCUAUUUCACUGCCACUAUAGAUGGAGUGCUUCUGGAGGUCAAAGAAUCAGGCAUCACAGUAGAUGGGAAGAAGACUCCUCUGCCCUUCAGCUUGAAGAGUGUUCUAAUAGAAGACAUUUAUCCUUACUUCCUAAUAACCUCCAAACUAGGCCUGACUCUCAAGUGGAAUUGGGGUGACACUCUCCUAUUGGAUUUAGAAGAUACUUACAAGGGAAAAACCUGUGGUUUGUGUGGGAACUAUGAUGGCAACAACAAAAAUGAUUUGCUCCUGCAUGGUUAUCCACUCUUCCCAUGGCAGUUUGGAAACCUUCAGAAAGUAGAAGAUCCAACAGAGAAGUGUCCUGAUGUACUUGGAGACAGCAGACAGCACAAAGACAACUCUCAUCAGAAAGAUAAAUGCAAAAAUAGAUACAAAUCUACAUGCAAGAAAGUCCUGUCCAGCUUUGGGAAGUGUAACAAGGUGGUUGCCACUGAUGAUUAUCUAGACAUUUGUAUUGAAGAUAUGUGUGGCUGUUCUGAGAAAUCUCAUUCUGUUCUGGUCGCAAGCUGUGUGUGCAGCACUCUCAGCCAGUACUCCCGGGACUGUGUCCUCAAGGAUGGAGACCCAGGAAAAUGGCGAUCCAAGGAACUCUGUUUCCAGAAAUGUCCAAACAACCUGGAAUAUACAGAAUGUGGAAACCCCUGUACUGAUACCUGCUUCAACCCAGAAAGGAGCAAAAUAUGUAAAGCCCCAUGUACAGAUGGCUGCUUUUGUCCUCAGGGAACUAUUCUUGAUGAUAUCAAGAGCAAAAAAUGCAUCCUCCUUGGCAGCUGCCCAUGCACAUUUCAAGGCAAAGUCUAUACAGCUGGAGACACCUACUCCAUCCCCUGCCAAAACUGUACCUGCAUGGGAGGAAAAUGGUCCUGCUUAUCAUUGCCUUGUUCUGGAAACUGUAAUCUAGAAGGAGGAUUUCACAAAACUACAUUUGAUAAGAAACAAUUCAUUUUCCAUGGCAACUGUCACUAUGUUUUAGCUAAGGACACAGAUGGCUCCUUUGUGGUCAUUGGAGAGAUUGAUCAAUGUGGUGUUUCAGACACUAUGACUUGUUUAAAGAAUGCUUUCAUCACUUUAGGAGCCCUUAGUAUAAGAGUCUGUUCCCGUGGCGAUGUGUAUGUCAAUAAUGUCAUUGUAGUGUUGCCUGUAACUAAAGAUGGCGUCAUGCUCUUCAGACCAUCUACAUUCUAUGUCAACAUUGUGACUUCUUCACGGGUACAAAUUCAAGUGCAACUGAAACCCAUUAUGCAAAUCUUCAUAACAGUAGAUGAAACUUACCAAAACCGUAUUUCUGGCCUUUGUGGAAAUUUCAACAAUGAGCAGAUGGAUGAUUUUCAGACCAUCACUGGGAUUGUAGAAGACUCUGCUUCAGCAUUUGGAAAUUCAUGGAAGAGUAUGGCAAACUGUGCUGAUGUUCGAGACAGCUUUAAGGAUCCCUGUCAGAAAAGUGUAGAUAAAGAAAAAUUUGGGCAGCGGUGGUGUGCCCUUCUGUCGGAUGCAAACGGGAUAUUUGCUGAGUGCCAUUCCAUUAGGGACCCUGCUCCUUAUGUCAAGAACUGUAUUUAUGACAGUUACAAUGCUGAGAAGAGUAAAGAGGCUCUGUGCAGCGUCUUUUCUACCUAUGCCAGAGAUUGUACAGCAAGAGGUAUACACCUGAAAGGAUGGAGAAAUGACAUCUGCGAUGUCUCCACAGAGUGCCCUAAAACUAUGGUAUACUACUAUGAAGCGAAAUUCUGUAACAGCUCUUGCCGGUCACUGAGGGAGGCUGAUGUGUUGUGCAAUGUUCAGAUUGCCCCUGUGGAAGGCUGCAGCUGCCCUGAGGGAACCUACCUAAUGAAUGAGGAAGAAUGUGUCUCUCCAGAUGACUGUCCGUGUUACUACAAGGGGCUGCUGAUACAACCUGGAAGUUCAUUCCAAAAAGACGAGGUCAUGUGCAAAUGCAUUCGAGGACAGUUAGAUUGCUUCGGAAACACAGAAACUAGGAAAGAUUGUCCUUUGCCUAUGUACUACUUUGACUGCAGCACUGCUGGCCCAAGUGCGACUGGAUCAGAAUGUCAGAAAAGCUGUAAAACCCAAGACAUGCAAUGUUAUGCUACAGAAUGUGUCUCUGGAUGCAUGUGUCCUGAUGGACUGGUGUCCGAUGGUCAUGGUAAUUGUAUUGAGGAAGAGCGAUGCCCCUGCAUGCAUGGAGGAAAUUUCUAUAGUCCUGGCACACACAUCACAGUCAACUGUAAUACAUGCAUAUGCAAUAAGAGGCAAUGGAACUGUACAAAGAACCCCUGCCAAGGAACAUGCACGGUGCAUGGAAAUGGACACUACUUCAACUUUGAUGGAGCAAAAUUUGAUUUCAUGGGACACUGUGAUUACAUCCUAGCCCAGGUAUCUAAUCUCUAAUAUCUGGACUUUUGCCCCAAUAAUCCUGAUCCUGGUACUUUUUGAAUUGUGACACAGAACACAGCAUGUGGUAAAUCCUUGAGUGUUUGUUCCUUGAAAAUUAGCAUCAUCUUGGAGGGUAGUGAAAUCAGACUUCUGGAUGGGAAAAUUGAGGAGGUAACCAGUAUGCCACAUUUUGAGAGGAACUAUAACAUCUAUCUCAUGGGAAUUUAUAUUAUAAUUGAAACUUUCCAUGGACUGACUUUCAUGUGGGAUGAGAAGACAACAGUGAUAGUGCAACUGGAGCCCUCUUUUCAGGGCAAAGUUUGUGGUCUUUGUGGUGAUUUUGACAACAGUGCCAACAAUGACUUUACCACAAGAGGGCAGUCUGUGGAGAUGCAUGCACAGGCAUUUGGAAACAGCUGGAAAGUCACCACCAGCUGUUCAGACAUAAACAAGACUGAUCUAUGUGCAAGUCAACCUUUCAAGCUCGUACUGGGACAAAAACAGUGUAGCAUUCUCAAGAGUGAAGUUUUUGGAGCUUGUCACAGUAAGAUCAACCCAACCCCCUAUUAUGAAUCCUGCAUAUCAGACUUCUGUGGUUGUGACAGCGUGGGAGACUGCGAGUGUUUCUGUACUGCUGUUGCUGCUUAUACAAGGAGUUGUAGCAAAGCUGGCAUCUGUAUUGACUGGCGAAGUCCUAAAAAUUGUCCUGUGUUCUGUGACUACUACAACUCACCCAACAAGAGGGAAUGGCAGCAUAAACCCUGCGGAGAACCUUGUUUAAGGACCUGCAGGAAUCCAGCUGGAAACUGUGACAAUCUACUAUAUGUUUUUGAAGGUUGCUACCCAGAAUGUAGUGCUGAGAGGCCAUAUUAUGAUGAGAAAAAAAGGGAAUGUGUGUCAAUGCUUGAGUGUACCUCAUGCGAUCCAAAAGAAAAACUCUGCUUGAACAAAUCAAAUGAAUGUCUUUGUUGCUACAAGGAGAAGACUUAUGCCUUGAAUGAAUUAAUAUACAACAAAACGGUCGGGGAUAUGUGCACAAUAGUAUUUUGUGGUCCCAAUGGAAACUUCAUUAGUACAUUCAUCUCUUGUGGCAUUAGCCUGAAAGACCUUAUUCAUGAUUGGAGAAAAGGGCAAGGCUCAGAGAUCGUGCCUCAAGGGAAAAAAAUGGUUCGCCCUCCAACACCAAGAGCAGGAAUAUUCAUAAAGGGUCCCACAAUCUCACCACCAAAAUUAGAAAUGAGAAUCACUCCAUGCUUCUGUAAUGUAAAUGGACAGCUGAUAACGAAUGGCAGUAGCCAGCUUUUGACAAUGGAUACUUCACAUUGGUGUAUUUAUGCCUUUUGUAAUACAUCAUGCCAGCUUGAAUUCAGCUAUGGAGAAUGUCUCUUAUUCUAUACCAGUCCUGACACAAGCAAAGUUGUCAUGAUCCCCAACAGACCUUGUAAGGGGAACAAUCAGACCUGUGAGAAAAAGCCUCCUCCUUAUUCCGGAGUUGUUUCUCCUGAGGGUGAUUGCACUGACCUCAGUCCUCCUAGAAAGUUUCAAGAAUUAUGGAAGUUUGGAAGCUGCCAAAUCGCCACUUGCUUAGGUGAAAAACAUAUUAAAGUAUCUGAUGUGCGCUGUCCUCAAAAGUUGAAACUCUGUGUCAAUGGAUUGCCGCUUGUAAAAAACCAUGACGCAUCAGGCUGUUGUUGGGCUUUGGAGUGUCAGUGUGCUUGCAAUGGAUGGGGAAAUCAACAUUAUGUAACGUUUGAUGGAUCCUAUUAUAAUUUCCGUGGAAAUUGCACCUAUUUUCUGAUGAAACCAAUCAGACCAGGAUCUCAGAACUUCUGGAUCCACUUGGACAAUCACUAUUGUGCUAUCACAGAUAGAGCUAUUUGCUCUAUGGCCCUUUUCAUAUUUUACAACCACUCUACAGUCAUUUUGACACGAGGAGUUGAAAAUGGAAAAGAAGGCAACCUGGUUCUGUAUAACAAUAAAGAAAUCACUCCAAGAUUUUCAAAAGAUGGCAUUGAUAUCAUCUCCUCUGGUCAAUACAUUGUGGUUAAAAUACCCGAAACUGGCCUUUAUGUCACCUAUACUCGCCUUGCUUUUUAUAUAAACCUGCCUUUCAGAACUUUUUAUAACAAUACCGAAGGGCAAUGUGGUACAUGCACCAACAAAAAGACAGAUGAUGCAAUGAAAAGGAAUGGCAAGAUUGCAGAUUCUUUCACAGAAAUGGCAAUGGACUGGAAAGUGAUGGACCUCAUCACUAGACACUGUGAUUCAGGUCAACACUUGGCACAUUUUCAGCCUGAAAUGUCAUCAUCCCAAACGGCAGCUUGUGUUAGUCUUACAGUCAACAAGUUUGGAAUCUUAACAGACCUUCAUCUUAAAUUAAGAUGUCACAGUGCUGUUCCCCCAUGGCCUUACUACGAUGCCUGUGUUGUGGAUGGCUGCUCCUCACCAAAACAGAACAUUGAAUGUGGAAGCCUCCAGGCUUAUGCAGCCUUGUGUGGGCACCAUGGGAUCUGUGUGGACUGGAGAAGCAAAACCAAUAGGUUCUGUGGUAGAUAUCCUGCAAAUGAAAUAUGUCAACGUUUCACAGAACUCAAAUGCUCUCGGGACCAAAUCUAUAAACCAUGUGGAAGAAUGGAAAGGCUCACUUGCUAUAGUAGAAAAAAUGCUAUUGGCACCAAUCCACCAGAAGAUGACAUUCCAGGAAUACUUGUUGAAGGAUGUUUCUGCCCUGAUGGGAUGAUCCAAUUAAAUCACCAUGAUAGUAUCUGCGUUUCUGUCUGCGGCUGCACAGGACCUGAUGGACUACUGAGACAGCCUGGAGAGAGAUGGGAAAAAGAUUGUCAGGUCUGUACUUGUAGCAAGGAGACCCUGGAUAUUUCUUGUUCACCCCACAUUUGUGCAAAAUCUCCACCAAUCACUUGCACGGGGAAAGGCCUUGUACCUGUAGUGUGGAUACAGUCAGAAGACCCCUGCUGUACAGAAAUACUGUGCGAAUGUGAUGCAAAAUCCUGUCCUUCUCUGACUGAAUGGAAGUGCAAUCUGGGCUUCCAAACUGUAGCAACCACUUCUGAUGGUGGCUGUUGCCCAAUUUAUUUGUGUAAACCCAAAAAUGUUUGUGUAUCUAAUGGAAUUGAGUAUCAGCCUGAAUCAGUGGUACCUACAGACUCUUGUGAUGAAUGUCUCUGCACUGAAACACAUGAUCCUAAGACCCAAAGCAAUAAAAUUAUGUGCACUCCAAUGAAUUGCCCUACUGACUGUCAGCCGGGCUUCCGCUAUAUCCAGGAACAAGGAGCAUGCUGUGGGAGAUGUGUGCAGACAGCAUGUGUGACAAAGCUUUCAUCCGGAAUAGUAGCCAUUGGGGUUGGGGAGAUCUACAAGGAUCCACAAGAUAAAUGUACUCGGUAUCUGUGCACCAGUGUAUCAAAUCAAUAUCUUCUGAGUACCACAGUAAUAAGCUGCCAAGUGUUUGAUCAAUCAAAUUGUAUCCCAGGAACUAUUCAAACUACAGCAGAUGGAUGUUGUGAGACCUGUACUCUCUUGUCCCAUAAUUGUAAAAUGAAUCUGAAGAGACAAUUCAUUGAUUAUAAGAAUUGUAAAUCAGCUGUUCCUAUCAAUAUUCCUUCCUGUGAAGGAUCUUGCAACACGUACUCUGUGUAUUCCUUUGUCACGCACAAAAUGAAGCACGAAUGUACCUGUUGCCAUGCUACAAAAUACCAUGAAGUGAGGGUGGAUCUGAUUUGCAGUAAAAGGAAGCAAAUAAAAUACUCAUAUCUGCACGUAGAUGAGUGCAGCUGCGUGGAGACCACAUGCCCAACAUAA
Molecule: messenger RNA, 6465 nt
Organism: Rhineura floridana
Lineage: Eukaryota; Metazoa; Chordata; Lepidosauria; Squamata; Rhineuridae
Product: mucin-5B-like
Exons: 48
Cellular component (GO): extracellular matrix
Molecular function (GO): protein binding
Source: RefSeq, a predicted model, not a curated record